This is a messenger RNA of Rhipicephalus sanguineus (brown dog tick), 1107 nucleotides long. RefSeq names its product transmembrane protein 203. NCBI's taxonomy places the organism in Eukaryota, Metazoa, Arthropoda, Arachnida, Ixodida, Ixodidae. Gene Ontology annotation, biological process: intracellular calcium ion homeostasis. The record is from RefSeq and is a predicted model, not a curated record. Bases 203 to 607 code for a protein of 134 amino acids. Gene Ontology annotation, cellular component: endoplasmic reticulum. The transcript has a single exon.
AAGUCGCUUCAACAAGAUAAACAAAUUGCAGACGGGGCUGGGGUUGUCAGAAAGUAUGACUUCCUCAAAGCGUUUAAUGUGGCCGUAAUGACGCUUGAACGCUCGAGUGAUGCGUUUCACUGCUAUGGGAGGACGCAAAAGGAAUGCCGGACUGACGGCGCUGAAUGAUCUCCGAGCAAAUUGACGGCGGUGCGUCGCCACCAUGUUCAAGCUGAAGGAGUUGGCCCGAUGGCUGGGCAUGACGGUGUUCGAGAUGUUCGUGCACCUCGUCUCCAUCACCCUGUUCUCUGUGAUGGUCGUGCUCAAGCUGGACAAGGCGUUCGACGUGUCCUGGUGGACGGUGUUUGUGUCCUUGUUCAUCUGCGACGGCUUGAACGCUUAUUUCUGCGUCAUCGUCUUCAUACGUCAGUACAUCGAAGGCGUCUAUAAGGCGGGCGCCUUUCGCGCUGUGUGGAGCUUUAUGCAACUGCUGCUAAUGUUUCUCUUUAAGUUAUUGCUGUGCCUCAAGGCCGAAGGACAAAAGAGUAGUCUCGUCUACUCGGAGGUGUUUGCGCCGCUCUUUAUUCUUCUCAUGCUCGUCAUGGUGCGCGCCUGUCAUCUGCACUGACGGGCGUUAGGCAUUUUGAGUGACGUCACUUCGAAGAGCUCCAGCCAACUCUGCUGCUGUUGUCUCGCUGUACAAAGCGCCGAAGAACGUUCCUGAAAUCUUGUUUGCGAAAGUUAUUUAUUUCUCGUUACGUUGCGGUGGUUUAUAAUUUCGGAGUCACGUGACUUAGGCGGAGUGAUGUGGUCUGAAAACGCCAUUUACUCGACUGGAGUGCCUACUUAAGAGGGAGACGGAGUUAUGUUUGAAGUACUACCACACUUAAGGCUGUUGGUUUUCAACGACACCUGCUAAUGUUCUGGCAGGUUUUUUUGGUUAGUGACUUGAGUGUUGUACAUAUCUUUCAUACAAGAACUGUGCAAGUCAUUUUAUUGUGUACGAAGACUAUAGGUUUCUAUCUUGACCUCUGUUAGCAGAUUCAGAAGCUUGCAGAAAGGUUGAAAGCACUGAAACUUUUGGCCGAAGCCUGCGUGUAAUAAAUGCAAUUUCUACAAUUUUAAAAA